This is a messenger RNA of Homalodisca vitripennis (glassy-winged sharpshooter), 2189 nucleotides long. RefSeq names its product neprilysin-2-like. NCBI's taxonomy places the organism in Eukaryota, Metazoa, Arthropoda, Insecta, Hemiptera, Cicadellidae. The coding region runs from base 57 to 2150 and encodes 697 amino acids. Gene Ontology annotation, molecular function: metalloendopeptidase activity. The record is from RefSeq and is a predicted model, not a curated record. The transcript has a single exon. Gene Ontology annotation, biological process: protein processing. Gene Ontology annotation, cellular component: plasma membrane.
UAAAUAAAAAUAUUUGGAUUGUAAACUAACAGUGAGAAUUAUAGUGACUCAUAAAAAUGGUGCAAAAAAUUGUAAUAAUAGUAUCAACAGCUCAAAUUGUUUCUUUACUUGUCGGACUUAUAAUUGUCCUUCUUGACAAAAAAGUCUGUUUGACUGAAAAGUGCCAACAACUUGUAGAUACUAUCAAGAAUCAAAUUGAUGUUAAGGUUAAUCCUUGCGAGAACUUCUACGAUUUCGCUUGCGGAAAACUGCUAUAUAGGGAUGAGUCAGAGAAGAUUGAAGAUCUAGGUAUUUCAUCUCAAAAUGAGGAAUCAGAAAUUAGAAGAAUGAAAAUUUUACUGGCGGAAGCACCAAAAUCAGACGAACCGAAAACUUUCCAGAAGGUUAAGACAUUGUAUCGAUUAUGCCGAGAACAGAAACUGAACUCACAAGCAGCUAGAAUUAGAAGCUUAUUCGGAGAAGUUGGAGGUUUUCCUACCUUAGAGGGUGAUUCUUGGGAUGAAGAAAGCUGGUCGUUGAUUGAAACCAUCAAAAAGAUGAGACUAAAAGGAUUUUCAACCAAUGUACUAUUUUCUCUGACUUACGGGUUCAACCCUCUGGAGUUAAAUCAAGUUUCUUUAUACACUCUUAACCCAGAUGUGUCCAAGUCGUAUGUAUUCACGUCAGGUUGUGAAGACUGUAAGGCCAAUUUCAUAACACAAUAUGUGAGAAUCGUGGCCAGUCUAAAUGGUGAUGAGGAUAAAGCUGCCGCUGACGCUGAAGAUCUUUAUCCUUUGACGUCAGGAAUUGUGCUUAUUUGUCGGAAAUUUCCAGAUAUAGAUAGAAUCAAACCUUUGGCUUUAAAAAACCAAGUAAAAUCUAUAUCUACCCUUGCAUCAAACUAUAGUUUUUUCGAUUGGAAGGAAUAUAUUAAAAUUAUGUUGCAAAUGAAUUCAGAUCCUUCGGAUGAGUUUGUUGUUGUAGUACGUAACCCACGUUAUCUUAGAGAACUUAAUUCAAUGCUUAGCAACACUCCUAAAAGAACGUUGGCCAAUUAUAUGAUUUGGAUGAAUUUAGAUAUUAUGUAUAGUUUUUCUGCUAAUAAAAGAAGAAGAGACACUUGUUUUACAUUAAUAGAAAAUAAACUAUUAUUCGCGCUGCAGGCAAUGUAUGUACAUACAUAUUAUUACGAUCAUAUUGGCGAUGCCAAAUUAGUGAAACAAAUGUUUGAGACGAUAAAGCGGCAAGCGAUGAGUACAAUUAGUAAAGCGGACUGGAUGGAUUCACGGGUAAGACAGGACUCAGAAGCCAAAGUAAAAGCAAUCGACUUGUAUUUAGGCUUCACAGAGGAGUUGUCAGAUAUCAAAUUACUAGAAAAACGUUUUGAAAAUCUCGAAGUAACAAACAAUUUUUUGGAUUCAAUUUUAAAUGUAAUAAAAUUUAGAAUGGACGUGAUGUCAAGAUCUGUCGGUAAAACAGCCGAUAAGAAGUUUUGGAAAAUCGCGGGUCUGCAGACGGAGGCGCUGUAUAGUGCUAAAUCCACCUUUUACAAUUUUGAGGACAACAGCUUGUGGGUGGCUCCAGGUGUUUUGCAGUUACCGGUAUUUGACGAGUACUGGCCCGAGUCCGUCAACUACGGUCGUGUCGGCUAUUUGAUAGGCCACGAGUUCACGCACGCUUUUGACGCCUCUGGCAGAGAAGUGGACAAGGACGGAAAGACCGGGUUGUGGUGGGAUCCCUUAACCUCAACCCGGUACAGUGAAAAGACACAGUGUUUUAUAAAACAGUACAGCAAUUUCACAAUACUAAACCUAGUAGGGGAAUUAGAGCGUAUGGAUGGCAGGGAAUACGUGGAUGAGAAUAUAGCAGACGGUACUGGUAUAAAACUAGCAUUCGAAGCUUACAGAGCCCAAGCGGAUAGUAACCUCUUGUCUGAAACGAGGUUGCCUGGAAUUGACUUCACCAGUGAGCAGAUAUUCUUUAUCAGCAUGGCUCAUUACGGUUGUAAUAAAUAUGAAGAGGAAAAAUUCAGCGUUAUGACUUGCAAAUUGUACUCCCCAUACAGAUAUCGUGUGAUUGGUUCUUUACAGAACCUCCCGCAGUUCAGUGAAGUCUUCAAUUGUAAAAGUGGUUCCAAAAUGAAUCCCGUAAAUAAAUGUGUUAUGUGGUAAUUGAUUCAUACAAAUAUAUUAAAGUAUACAUCCAAUUAA